GAGGAUUUUGCUGUAUAAUGACGUACUUCAAAAUGUUUAUGAAUAUUUUCUAUUUGUUGGCCUUUUUCAGCCAACAAUGGGGGUUAACUCUAGCACUGAAUUUCCAAUGUUCGGAUGUUAACAGUAUGCACAGCAAUAAUCAAGAGGUUUCCAGCAGACUGAGGGCACUGGAGGAGCAGAUGUUACAGGUUCAGUCUCUCCUUCAAGGUGGAACACGCCCAUCGUACACAACAGUUCAGGGAUAUCCGGAAGACUGUGAGGAAAUCUACAAAAACGGUACGCGGGUUGACGGGAUUUACGCCAUCUCCCCUGACGGCAGGUGCCCGUUUUUCGUCCACUGUGAUAUGACGAACGGAGGCUGGACCGUCAUUCAGCGUCGAAUAAACGGAAACGUCAAUUUCUUCCGUGAUUGGGAUGAUUACGUUCACGGCUUCGGUGACGUUGAUGGCGAAUUUUGGCUCGGUCUUCAGAAGAUUCACCGUCUAACGCAAGGCGGCAGCCAGAUCUAUUUCGGCAUUACUAACUAUGACGACACGACGGACUUUGCACAUUAUCAGACAUUUACCGUUCAUGGAGCAGCCACGAAAUACAGAAUGAACGUUGACGCUUACGGUUACCAAGGUUCCAUCAAUGAACUGUUUACCUUUCACGACAACAUGGUGUUCUCCACAUACGAUAGAGAUAACGAUGUACACGCCACUGCUAACUGUUGUGCGGAUCAUGGAGGGGGCGGAUGGUGGUGGAAAAACUGCUACAAACUUGGCAAUGUGAAUGGCAUUUAUGGAAAGAUGACGAGUGGAGGACUAGGUUAUUGGAAUUCGAAAUAUGUCCCGAUUAAAGGAGUUGAACUAAAGGUUAAAGCAAUAAAUGGAACAUGUUAAACGUUCUAUAUCUCUUCUUAAUGUUUCCAUCGCCUCUAAUGCUAAGAAUAUAAGUUUUUAGGCAAUUUCCACUCUGACAGAGCGAUAAUAUCUAAUCGACAUUAAUGAAAAAACUUUAAACUAGUUAUGACUACACAACCUUUUGUCUGACUUUUGUCCCAACAAUUAACAAUAAUUCCAAAAUUAAACAAAUCAGCGUAACCGGAUGCGAACUCAAAUCUCUAUGCUAUUGCAAGCGACGUGUAUAAAUUAAUUGGACUGCUGUUUCUACGAACGAAAUAAUAUUAUCCGUUUUCUACUAUUGCCCUUGUGUAUAUUUAAUCAGCUAUAACUUUUUUGUAUGUUAUCAAUUUAACACUAGAAGCUACAGGGACAGGCCGAGUAGACUGAAAUCUGCUUAAGGGCACAAUGAUCCAGGCCAAACAAACACAAAAGUCAUUCAACGCCAUAAGACAAAGACACCUCAAUAUAUCGAAACAAAUCGUAAGCAACCGAAACACCACGUUCAUAUACCUCUGAAAACAACAUCGGUUGUAAAUGGACGGAUUACAAUUUCAGAAUUAUUUACAUUUAAUGUUUAUGCUUUUCAUUUGAUCGUGUAGUUUAUUCAAAAUGAAGCCAAUAAUUCAAUUACAGAAUACACCUGACUUUGUGCUGCUUUGGGAUUUUACAAGCAAUACAAGAUACCUGUCCGACACGUAAAAUAAAGUGGAGGCAAAUAUCAACUUUGUACGCAUAGCUGCCAUUUUAAUUUAACUACUUUUACUUAUGCACCGGCAAAUAUCCGAGGCUCGUCACAUAGCAGAGAUGACCAAAGUGUCCCGAUUAAGUUGUUAGUAGCCGCCCUUGGUAAUGUCAGUCAAAACAAAGUACGAACUCAUUGGAGGCUUUAGCAGGUUUAUGACAACCCAACCUCAAAGUGAAACUUGUCCUAAGCAACGUUUACCUAUAUUAUAUGCGUAUAUCAGAUUGCUCAAAAAUCUAUGUUUGUUUGCCCUUCGAAUUUGCCAUACCAUAUUACUUAGUUUGUUCAUAUAUCAUUGUGGUACAUGUUUUGUAUAUAUGGCUUUGCACUAGAUAUUUUGUAUACUUUGCUAUGAUGUUAAACAUUUUCAAAACUCUUAUUUUUUCCAAUAAAAUAUGCAGACAGUACAUAUUUUGCUAUUAAUUGUUCUGAAUGUCAACGGAGGAAUACAUGUCCAUCAUGUGUCUGUUGUCAGUAAUGUUUGCUACUUAUGCCAUCAUUCUUCUUACGGUUUAUUUAAAAAGAAAAAUAUUUAAGUAAACAAUUUCCGUCGAUGAAAACAAAUGCUUUUACACAUGUAAUUUCUAAUAAAUACAUACUUAUCA
Mya arenaria is the source of this 2231-nucleotide messenger RNA. RefSeq names its product microfibril-associated glycoprotein 4-like. The coding region runs from base 18 to 881 and encodes 287 amino acids. The record is from RefSeq and is a predicted model, not a curated record. Lineage: Eukaryota; Metazoa; Mollusca; Bivalvia; Myida; Myidae. The transcript has 3 exons.